Molecule: messenger RNA, 1720 nt
Organism: Aureobasidium subglaciale EXF-2481
Lineage: Eukaryota; Fungi; Ascomycota; Dothideomycetes; Dothideales; Saccotheciaceae
Exons: 1
Coding region: 402-1352 (316 amino acids)
Source: RefSeq, a predicted model, not a curated record
AUCCGUUUCCUAUCUCGAGGCAUCUGCUACACACGAUUGUCGUUGUUACACGGCGCCAACUCGGCGACUUCCUUUUGAGAGUGCUGCCGGAACUGAUUGUUAGCGGAAAACUUGUCCCUAACAGCGACUCUGCGAGCUGGUGGCGUUGCAGUGAAUUGGCAGUCAGCGGGUAUACACAGUCUACUCCCACGUCAUCUGUAUAUACCUCUCUCAACGUCACUCACACCUACGCCUCUCUUCUAAUCACCUAUCUUGAGUGCUUCUUCAACCGAGACUUCCUUCCUUCCUAAGCAUAACCUUCUGCCACUCCUUCCACAACUCACAAUGGCCUUGAGAUCUUCUCUCGAGAACACUUUCUGAUCAUGUAUGUACACUAAUAUGUCCUCAUCAAUGCGCCACCAAUGUUGACAGAUCUUCUAGAUCUCACCAUGUGCGAUACACGCCUCCAGGCCAAGAAACGGACUGCAGGCCGCAACCAAGUCAUCGAGAAUAUCAAGAGCCACCAUAUCAUCUUCUCAGCGGUGGAGAUGACCACCAAGUCCAACACCCCCGAGCUCGACGAGGAUUUUAUUCCCACUGGAGUGUUUCGUCUAUUUGAUCUUCCUACCGAGCUCCAGAACAUGAUCUACACAUAUGCUGUCACCGAUCCUGACGACGUUAUCAUGCUCGACAACGCCAGAACUCCUCCCCUCGUCCGCGUCAACAGAUGUUUACGCAAUAUUGUUCUGCCAAUCUUCCUCGGCGUCAACACUUUCCGCUUAUGGACUGAAGAAGCCCCUACUGUCAUCAACCGCAGGGCCAAGGAAGCGAAGUUCAAGAUCCACUCGUCAGUCUUGGAGUGGCUGAGCCCCCUUGGUUACGAUACACCUCUUUUCAAGAAUCUGAUCGUUCACUUCGGCGUCGACGCUGAGAUUGAGCUCUCGAUCCAGUGCAUGCGCAAGCAGGGUGGAUUUACCGUCAACCAUGAGCUCAUCUGCAUCUACUGCACCAAGCUGUCCAAGAUGUACCCUGCUCUUCCUCACACAUUCUUGAAUGAUUUCCCCGUCAGCAGCGGUCUGCACCAUCUGAUUGAUCAGGCCGAACAGCGCGACGCUACCAUGAAGCUAGAGCACGACACCGCUGUCCGUGACCUGGAGGCAGCAAUCUUCGGCGAGCUGGGUGGCCUGAAGAAGGAUGCUCUGGCUAUCAGUAUGGCCAACAUCGAUGGCAUCGAGCGUGUCUACAGUGACGCCCACAUCACACUCGCUAUGAUGACCCAUGGUGUCAACAUGAAACGUCUCAGAGAGGCUCCUGUGGUCGUCGUGCUUGCGGACGAGAAGAAAUACCUCUUGCGUAGAGACCUUGCCACUUGAAGGGUUGCGGGUACCAGACGGAAGCACCGGUAGCAUUUGACUCCCAAAGGGAAGUCUGGACAGGGCUUUUAUUUCUUGCAUUGCGACCAAUGGCUGUUCAGCCCAGAUAUGGUCUUUGAAAUUGGGGCCUCUGAUGAUGCACAGGCAGGCCAUUCUCUUGACAUGUACUCUUAAGCAUCAUCUUGUGAUAUUUAUGGCGGAAACUUUGCUUUCUUGCCGUCUUUUCAAUCUUGGAAAUGAUAAUUAUCUUCCCAUCUCCCAAGCUCUCAACCACUGGAUCGUGGAGGAUUGGCUGCAGCAAGGCAACCUAAAGUGAUUUUGAGCAUCGAGAAGGUACGGAGGUCCACUGAGAUGAGCCAGCUCUCAUG